AUGGAUGAGGUCGAAUAUAAGGGGAAAAAGCACAUACCCGGGCAAGGCAACAAUUCGUACAUUUUCCCCGGAAUUGGAUUGUCUGCAGUGACUUGGAAAGCGAAAAAAAUUCCUGACGAAGUGUUUCUUAUCGCGGCUAAGAUAUGUGCAAAGAUGACGCCAGACCAGGCACUCCAUGAUCAUGGUCUUCUUUAUCCGCCAAUAGCAAAUAUUCGCGAGUUAUCGAUUCAAAUCGCAGUCAAUGUCGGAGAGUAUCUGUAUGAGAAAAAUUUAGCCAUGCUGCAGCCUAAACCAGAAAAUUUGGAGAUGUAUGUGCGCCAUCAGAUAAUCCCAAUUGGUUACGAGGAGACAAUUGGUAAAGCAUACAGAUACCUUGAAUCAGACCUCCAGACAUGUCCUAUACCGUCUGAGAAAUAA
Messenger RNA from Strongylus vulgaris, 417 nucleotides. Lineage: Eukaryota; Metazoa; Nematoda; Chromadorea; Rhabditida; Strongylidae. The record is from the annotation of a GenBank genome assembly.